This is a messenger RNA of Solanum verrucosum, 1011 nucleotides long. RefSeq names its product NAC domain-containing protein 43. The record is from RefSeq and is a predicted model, not a curated record. The transcript is spliced from 4 exons. NCBI's taxonomy places the organism in Eukaryota, Viridiplantae, Streptophyta, Magnoliopsida, Solanales, Solanaceae. The coding region runs from base 7 to 1011 and encodes 334 amino acids. Gene Ontology annotation, biological process: regulation of DNA-templated transcription. Gene Ontology annotation, molecular function: DNA binding.
AAGGACAUGAAUCUGUCAGUAAAUGGGGAAUCUCAAGUGCCUCCCGGAUUCCGUUUUCAUCCAACGGAGGAAGAACUUGUUCAUUAUUACUUGAGGAAAAAGGUUGCCUAUGAGAAAAUUGAUCUUGAUGUUAUUCGCGAUGUUGAUCUGAACAAGCUUGAACCAUGGGACAUUCAAGAAAAGUGCAGAAUAGGAUCAACACCACAAAAUGAUUGGUACUUGUUCAGUCACAAAGACAAGAAGUAUCCGACAGGAACUCGAACAAAUCGUGCUACUGCAGCCGGAUUCUGGAAGGCUACUGGUCGCGAUAAAGUCAUUCACAGCAACUGUAAGAGAAUAGGGAUGAGAAAAACCUUAGUCUUUUAUAAAGGACGUGCCCCUCAUGGUCAGAAAUCAGAUUGGAUAAUGCAUGAGUAUCGCCUUGACGACAACAUCAUCAUUCCCCAACAAACUACUCUCAACGUCAAUGAAUCAUCAAUUAAUAACCUGCAGGAAGAAGGAUGGGUGGUGUGCCGUGUUUUCAAGAAGAAGAAUUAUCAUAAGGCUCUUGAGAGUCCAUCACCACUCAUGUCCACAAUUCAGAAACCAAAUUACAACGACGGCGUUCUUGAUCAAAUACUCAUGUACAUGUCGUCAUGCAAACAACAAGACAGCUUGGAAAACAACAACAACAACCAGCUCCUUCACUUAGAUAAUAAGCAAAUAAAUAACACCAACUCAUCCUAUUGUGAGACACCCAAAACUAGCCGGCCUGUUGAUUCAACGGCAUCUGGUCCAAGUGAUUGGGUAUCUCUCGAUCGUCUGGUGGCUUCUCAACUUAACGGCCAUGACAAUAUUUCAUCAAACAACAACAUAUGUUUUCCUCUUCAUCAUCACAGUCACGCCAGACCAAAUGAUGACGACGAUGCCUUCUCCCAAUCUCAUCAACCACAUGAUGACCACCAAGUUGACGUUGAAUUUUGGAGCUACGCACCAUCACCCUCCGAUCCAUUAUGCCACUUAUCAGUUUAA